UGUGUUGGACUAUAUUCUGUUGUUAUGUUGGGUUCUAAAGGAGUUUUAACGUGUACGGAGUAAGAUGUGUUGGACUAUAUUCUGUUAUGUUGGGUUCUAAAGGAGUACUAACGUGUACGGAGUAAGAUGCUUUGGACUAUAUUCUGUUGUUAUGUUGGUUUCUAAAGGAGUUUUAACGUGUACGGAGGAAGAUGUGUUGGACUAUAUUCUGUUGUCAUGUUAGGUUCUAAAGGAGUUUUAACGUGUACGGAGUAAGAUGUGUUGGACUAUAUUCUGUUAUGUUGGGUUCUAAAGGAGUACUAACGUGUACGGAGUAAGAUGUGUUGGACUAUAUUCUGUUGUUAUGUUGGUUUCUAAAGGAGUUUUAACGUGUACGGAGGAAGAUGUGUUGGACUAUAUUCUGUUGUCAUGUUGGGUUCUAAAGGAGUACUAACGUGUACGGAGUAAGAUGUGUUGGACUAUAUUCUGUUGUCAUGUUGGGUUCUAAAGGAGUUUUAACGUGUACGGAGUAAGAUGUGUUGGACUAUAUUCUGUUGUUAUGUUGGUUUCUAAAGGAGUUUUAACGUGUACGGAGUAAGAUGUGUUGGACUAUAUUCUGUUAUGUUGGGUUCUAAAGGAGUACUAACGUGUACGGAGUAAGAUGUGUUGGACUAUAUUCUGUUAUGUUGGGUUCUAAAGGAGUACUAACGUGUACGGAGUAAGAUGUGUUGGACUAUAUUCUGUUAUGUUGGGUUCUAAAGGAGUUUUAACGUGUACGGAGUAAGAUGUGUUGGACUAUAUUCUGUUAUGUUGGGUUCUAAAGGAGUAUUAACGUGUACGGAGUAAGAUGUGUUGGACUAUAUUCUGUUGUUAUGUUGGGUUCUAAAGGAGUUUUAACGUGUACAGAGUAAGAUGUGUUGGACUAUAUUCUGUUAUGUUGGGUUCUAAAGGAGUUUUAACAUGUACGGAGUAAGAUGUGUUGGACUAUAUUCUGUUAUGUUGGGUUCUAAAGGAGUACUAACGUGUACGGAGUAAGAUGUGUUGGACUAUAUUCUGUUGUUAUGUUGGGUUCUAAAGGAGUUUUAACGUGUACGGAGUAAGAUGUGUUGGACUAUAUUCUGUCAUGUUGGGUUCUAAAGCAGUUUUAACGUGUACGGAGGUGUUGGACUAUAUUCUGUUAUGUUGGGUUCUAAAGGAGUUUUAACGUGUACGGAGUAAGAUGUGUUGGACUAUAUUCUGUUAUGUUGGGUUCUAAAGGAGUACUAACUUGUACGGAGUAAGAUGUGUUGGACUAUAUUCUGUUGUUAUGUUGGGUUCUAAAGGAGUUUUAACGUGUACAGAGUAAGAUGUGUUGGACUAUAUUCUGUUAUGUUGGGUUCUAAAGGAGUACUAACGUGUACGGAGUAAGAUGUGUUGGACUAUAUUCUGUUAUGUUGGGUUCUAAAGGAGUUUUAACGUGUACGGAGUAAGAUGUGUUGGACUAUAUUCUGUUAUGUUGGGUUCUAAAGGAGUACUAACGUGUACGGAGUAAGAUGUGUUGGACUAUAUUCUGUCAUGUUGGGUUCUAAAGGAGUUUUAACGUGUACGGAGUAAGAUGUGUUGGACUAUUAUGGCGUUAUUUUUUAGUCAAAAGUUAUGGAGCGUGUAAGAUGCUCACGAGCACAUUAUGUUAUUUCACACGCGCAAAAAUGAACCUUCAAGCUGGCAUGAUAAAAGUACUCGCGCACAAAUUCAACAACCGAGAGGUGUACAGGUAGCUGCGAGCGAGCGCCUGGCAUACUCUUACUCUGCUUGUACAGUGGAAUCCUGCUCGCGCGCAGCGGCCUUCUGCUCGCGGAGUGCUGUUUUGCUCGCGGGUGCUGUUUUGCUCGCGCAGUGGAUUUCUGCUCGCUCAGCUGAUUUCUGCUCCCUCGAGUGUACAUGACUUUUGACAAUUUGGGGGCGGAAACCAAGGAGGGCACUGACCCCUCUUAUGAUUGGUCACUUUCACACAGGGACAUCCUUGAUUGACAGCUCUCAUUACAGGAAGCACGGAGUCAAAGUAUCUGACGGACUUCAGUCAUUCAGUUAACACUGCACAGUGGACGGAAUGGCGGCGACACCUGAAGAUGUAGGCGACAUAGUCAGACGUGAGAUUACUUCCAGGCUGAUCAUUAAAUUAGAGUCAGCGCUUUCAAGAACGCCUCUUGACUUGGACUUCUUACAAUUUGCAUGUCGGCAGGAGCUGUACCUCUGGGAAGCACUGUCAAGGCAUGUAAAUGUCCCCCCAGAUAUUGUACAGGCCUUAAGAGAUUUCCUCCAUCUGGUCAUGGACCACAUUGAAAAUGCUGAAGUUACCAGCAGUACUGUUGAAACUGUAGCUGGAGAGAUGGGGCGUCCCAGGUACAAUUUAGAGAAGGAGAGACUUGUUGAGCUUUUGGAGAUAAAUCUGUCUGUGGACUGCAUCGCAAAGUUACUGUGCGUUUCAGCCAGUACAGUCAACAGACGGAUGAGGGAGUUUGGUCUCUCUGCCAGACAGAACUACAGCAAUGCUACUGACCAGGAGCUUGAUAAUGCAGUCCAACGCAUCAAAAAUGAAAUGCCCACAGCAGGCUAUAGUAUGGUCAAAGGGAGGCUAAAGUCCAUGGGAAUCCACGUCCAGUGGAGGAGAGUUACUGCAUCAAUGCAUCGAGUGGACUCGCUUGGGAUUCUUUCUAGACUGACUGGACUGGGCUGCAUUGUGCGAAGAACUUACUCUGUCAGGGGGCCCCUUUCACUGUGGCAUGUCGACACUAACCACAAACUUAUCAGGUACAACAUUGUACUUUUUGGUGCAGUGGACGGCUACUCCAGGAAGGUGAUGUGCUUGAAUGCUGCAACAAACAAUCGUGCAUCAACCGCAUUCACUGCCUUCAAAAAAGCUACUGAGAGGCAUGGAAUAUCCUCAAGGGUGAGAGGUGAUCAGGGAGUGGAGAAUGUCGAAAUAGCCCGAUUUAUGUUCACUGUCCGUGGAACUGAUCGAGGAAACUUCAUGUCAGGAAAAAGCGUCCAUAAUCAAAGGAUUGAACGUUUGUGGCGGGAUGUCAGAACAUGUGUGAUAUCAAAAUAUUACAACGCACUCCACAGCCUAGAGAUGGAUCACCUUCUUGAUGUGUCCUCCAGAGAAGAUCUUUUGACAGUCCACCUGACAUUCCUUCCUAAACUGAAGGCAGACCUGGAGGCUUUUGUGGAAGGAUGGAACAACCACCCACUGAGAACAGAAGGGAAUAAAACUCCUGAGCAGAUUUGGCACUCAGGAAUGAUGCUUCGACCGAUUGACCAGCCAGAGAAUCUUGAGGAUAUUGAAGAGCCGGACAUUGACUGGGAUGUUGCAGCUGACUAUGGAGAAGAUGUGGAUGGUGUGAUAGAACAGCAGCUAGUAGAGCUUCAGCUGCUGAUUGAAGAAAAUAGAGACACUGACACUAGAGACCUUUACCUCCUAUGUCAUGAAUAUGUGCUUCAGGCUUUGUCAGGUGUUUAAUGUUUGUUUUUGUGAUCAGAAAGUGAUGUAAAUAAAAUAUAAAA
Molecule: messenger RNA, 3522 nt
Organism: Perca fluviatilis (European perch)
Lineage: Eukaryota; Metazoa; Chordata; Actinopteri; Perciformes; Percidae
Exons: 10
Coding region: 2069-3478 (469 amino acids)
Biological process (GO): DNA integration
Molecular function (GO): nucleic acid binding
Source: RefSeq, a predicted model, not a curated record